Messenger RNA from Aspergillus calidoustus, 3285 nucleotides. The record is from the annotation of a GenBank genome assembly. NCBI's taxonomy places the organism in Eukaryota, Fungi, Ascomycota, Eurotiomycetes, Eurotiales, Aspergillaceae.
AUGGACGAGCAAUAUGAUGGAAGGUCUCUACUCGGCGUCGCUUGCUCAAUCACUCCUCUUACGGCUGCCGAAGUAUUAUAUCAGUUUAAACUGCUGAUUUUCCUUAUUGAGAUGGGCUUUGGAGUAGAUGAUCUCGGCGCUGAUGUACAGAAUCAUCCGUUAGCCAUCUUACUCGCGCGCGGUCGCGGGGAGAGAAUGGGUGAGAUGGUCAACUUUUUUUCCAACGGCCACGAAUCCUGCGGUCGUGUUGCCCAAAAGCUUUCAAUGCCGGAGAGCGUUAAGCUCCUGUCGGUUCGCCAUACAGAAGGCUGUCCGAUUCACACCAUCCAGAGCGCCCUUGAUUCUACACCUCAGUCGAACGCAUUAGCGGACUCAGAAUCUACUCCCAGCAAACAUCCCACCGGGAACGUGCUCAGCGUGGGUCAGGAAACUCUUGAAACCCCGCUCCAGUCAGGGAGGCACGUGGGAGCCCAGGAACUUCAUGCAGUGAUCCAGAAGCGUCUCCAAGAAUUCGCGAUAUAUGACCAGGACGGGCCCAAACCAGGACGUAGGGCGAAACUGAACCGUCCGUUCAAGGUACCUGACAAUCUCAAAGGCGCAUUAUGUUACACCGCAGCAGGUGAUCCGGCGAGACUUGGGCGUAUUCUAGACGCCUGGCCUGAUCUGCAAAGAAAACCGGCCUUGAUGCUCCUUGUCAUGGCUCAGGCCGCACGGCUCGACUCCGUCGAAUCGGUUAUAUCGUUACUCAGGCUGGGUAUUCCUAUAACAUCCUCGAUAAUCUCUAUAUCCAGUGGAAGCCGUAUGAGUAACUUCCUCAUCGAGGAGCUUGUUAAGCGACGGCAGUACCUACGUGACCUCGCCUUUGAGGUCCUACCACCCGAGGACGUCAAGCAGCUCGGAUUAUCGCCCUGGACGCUACCAGACAUCAGCCUGUUGCCAUUGUGCAGUCUAUUCCGUCAACACGGGCUCGAGGUUGGUUCGUAUCGUCACGGAGUCACACAUGUGCAGUCAGUGUUUCAUGCACCCGCACUAAGCCCUCGUCAUAUGGAGGGGUUAUGGGGAGCUGGAUUCCGCGAGAUUGACGUCCCGGAUCAGUUUGGCCACACUCCGCUGGUGGCCUGGAAUGUCGGAUCCCCUCUUCAAGCGUCACUAAGUCGGGCCGAAUGGUUGAUUGAUCAUGGUGCGGAUGUCCAAAAGGUCAUCUCAAGUAAUUCAACCUCCGUGUGUCAUCAUAUCUGCCUCAAUCUCAUGCACAAAUUUACCGCAAUGUGCUAUGAGAAACGGCGACUCAGCAAGCUCCUUGACGAAGCUCUUGAUGAGGUAUACAAAUCUAUUCAUGAUCUUCAUGAUUCAAGCCGCUUGCUGGUGGGAUCCUCUUUUAGGUCCCCGGUAACAGACCAUUGCAUCUGUCAUUGCUCUACUGGUGGCUGCACUCCACUCGCCGUAGCUCUACGCCACGUACGUGGGACCAUCGAGCUCCUGUCUACCAGGGAAGACAUAAGGGAGGAAUCCUACAAGCAUGACCUGGUGAAAGGCGUCUACGAGAUUAUACUGUUGAACGCCAUAAAUCAUGGGGGAUCUCCAGCACAGGUUGUGCGGUCCGUGCUUAGGCUGAUCACAUUUGACGCUCUCGGAUUAACUCAUACCUGUUGUCGCGAGGACUCGGCCUUGAAUUUGCAGCCAUUCAGUAGAGUGGACGCGCAUGAAAUCCACGAUGAGGAGCGCUUGCUUUCGGACAAUCUUGAGGUCCUCCUGAAUGCCUAUGAGAGGCAAUACAAAACACUGGGGAUUCCGCUGUGGAAUUUCAUAGAGUCGCAUUGGAGUGUGCAAAUGACAAAGCAUCUUCAAUCCAAAGGGGAAGCAAUUGAUCCGGGCUCGCUGUGUGUGAUUCUGGCUUUGGGAGUGUGCAAUGAGGCGACACCCGUUCCUCAUAUCAAUCCUGUCGCUCCUGAGAUUGCAGGCGAGCUCGGUCAAGGUACCAUGGCGCUGAUAGGAGCCGAAUUGAUCGCGAAAGCAUCAUUGGAGCUGCUGGGCCACGUCAACGACCUCGCCGCAACCAAAGAAUUUGAACUGGUGACAGAGUUCCUGAUAUAUCUUGCCGCAUCAUUGACGAGUCAUCCCUACGCUGAAAGUUCAAUCCAAGGAUUAAUCGUCGGGGAUCCGAAUGAACUAUACGUCGAUUGGAUAUAUAGCCCUCGAGGGCGGUCUUUGGGCAUUGUAGGGCCAGCUAUUCUCAGGUCAUCUGCCGCUGUUGGCCUUUUUCUAGUACGAACAUUUCUUGAGACGCUCCUGGAGCGUUUGUCUCGACCACACGCCCCCCGUGGCUACGGACGGUUGACAUGGACAUGUCAACAUUGCCAACGUACAUUCACUGAGACUGUUAGAGAGAUGUUUCCCGGUGCAGCGACUGACUGGGUUCACCAGCUAAACCAAGCUCAAAUAAGCAAUAGCGGUUCAACAUCUGUGGUCACACCAAAACCGACACUAGUUGCUCAAUUUUCCCAGGCGAUAACUGUCCUGUUUCGUAAAGUGCUUAGAGCGGGUGGGAAAUCCCACAAUAUAACAACGCCACAUGCCCUUCCACAGUCUGGCAACACCGCUCAGCCAAGGGCUGCCGACGCAAAAUACCUACUCCUUGCGAUACCGUCAUAUAGAAGGAAAGACCGACUCGUCCACUUGGACAUCCAAAAUACUACAACAGACAAGCAAUUGUACCAAAGCAUCCGACAAGUCUAUAAUGCCGCUCGGAGACGCUGGAAAUGGAUACGACUGCGCAGCCUUUCACACAUAGAAUGGAAACAGUUCUACAUCUACCACAGCGACAAGAUAGCACUCAAUCGCAAGGCCGAGGAGGACUGGCCUCAAUGUGGCCGCGCGUCAUGCGAAACAGGCUGCAAACUCGCUGUCGAUUACGAAUACUCCCCUCGCCCCGCACAUGUCGACCCUCCAAUUCCCCGACAAGCCUUGAUGCACUUUCUCGAAAAUCCGGACCAUGCGGGGUCAAAGCUGUUUCACCGCGAUACUGUCCCGAAACGGGACAACUUCCUCUCGUUGGGGCCCAAUGACCACCUACGCGAGGGAUGGUGCCUUGCCUUUAUUGAGACCCUAUCAUGGGCCAGGAUUGCAGCGAUAGAAGGCAUCAUUGGAGUCGGAUCCCUCAUAUUCGCUAUAGGCUGGACUAAGACGCACGGGAGCGGGAGUAUAUCAGAUGCCUUCGCGCCGAGCUGUUGGAUGCUCGCCCUUGGGGCCAUUAUUCUCACCUUGGUGUACCAUCACGAGCAAUGA